This is a messenger RNA of Drosophila busckii, 1564 nucleotides long. RefSeq lists its product as uncharacterized. Lineage: Eukaryota; Metazoa; Arthropoda; Insecta; Diptera; Drosophilidae. Bases 79 to 1419 code for a protein of 446 amino acids. The record is from RefSeq and is a predicted model, not a curated record. The transcript has 3 exons.
CAAAAUAUAUAAACAAUUCGCACACAACUACAUUUAAGCAGUUGCACACAUAUUUACACAAUUGACAUAUAAAACGCGAUGGAGGAUUUAAUGGAUGAUUUGAGAAAGAGUAUUGUCAACUUUGCUGGCAGCAGUCCUGAGAGCACAGAUGAAACUGAAGAUAAGUCCGAAGAGGAAGAUGAGGAUGCUGUUGUUAUACCAUUUCCACUACCCACACAAAAGGAUCCUUCCAUCUGUCGCGAUGAGUUUCUGAAGAAUCUGCUAAAGCCUUAUAAAAUCAAAACCAAGCAUGAGCAUGAGCAAAUAAUGUUGCAGCAAACAAUUGUGGCGAGACCCUUGGCCUCCAUGACAGGUGAGGCUAUGGGCAUUAUGAAAAUGCUGCAGGAAGCCAAUACAGGCAGGUUGCGUAGCACCAUAUCGCAAUAUUCAAAAAUAACGCUGACUGAGGAGGAAAAGGAGUCACUGCAUCGAGCUUGCCUGGUGCAGUUCCAAAAGGCCGCCGUUGAGUUUUUGUCGGUGCGUCUGACCAAACAGCUGGACACAUUUCUACAGGUUUGGCCAAAUGAAAUAGAUGAAAUACCGCAUCGUCUCUUUCAUUGGUCGGUCGAGCACUUUCUACGCCGACAAAAGCUCAGUCAACUCUAUUUGGGUGUGCUGGUGAUGGAGAAGUCCCAGCAUGAAUUGGACUGCACCAAAUUUGCCGUUGAUCUGAUAGAAAUUAAGCGUUUGAUAUCUGCAAUCAGAGAAGAUUUUCGCAACAAUGAAGACUUGUGUGUGGGCGCAUUGGCGCAGCUAAAGCUUUCGGACUAUGAGCGUACUGCAGAUUGGGUAGCUGAGCUCGAUGGUUUGCGUGAGGCUCAUCGAGAAUUGCAAAAACUGCAUGAAUCACCUGAAACUUUCGAUAGACAUUCGGAGCUUUUGAAUAGCAACGACUUGGCAGAAGCUCUAAUGCCCAUACAAAUGCGUUAUCGCAUUAACUGGAUGCGCAGCAAUGUGGAGCAGCAUGAAAUGUGGCUGGAUGCCAAGGAGCGAGUCUUUCAGGAUGAGCUCGACGAGUUGACAGAGAAAAUGAGCACCGAUAGUCGUUCGUUUCAUUAUGUGGACUUUGUUUAUGAGCAUCAAAUUGAGCGCUAUAAAAACUCCAUUAUCGAAUGGCAGACGCGUCUGGACAACGAUCUGGAGUAUGCCGAGCUGACUUGCAACACUACGCGCAAUAAUUGUGUCAAGGUUAGAGAUGAUCUCAAAUACUAUAGAGAGCAGGUGGAUAUGUUUAAGCGUCGCGUCGAAGAGGUCAACGAGCAAAUUCGCCUAGAGGAAGAGGCCAGAGCAACGACAGAAAUUCGCUUCCUCUCGAAUGUUUCCAACAAGAGUAAGGGCAAAGGCAAAGGCAAGGGUAAGGGCAAGGGCAAAAAGAAGUAAAACUGAAAUUUCGAGUAUUACAAAUAAAACAAACAAAUACUAGGGGUUACACCCCCCGUAUAGUCUACGCCACUGUGCACAAGCUGCAGUGACAAUCAACAAUUUGCUGCUGCCUAAAGGGUUCGAGUUCAUUGGCUUCCAUGGC